GGGGGGGGGGAUGUCUUGGGCGCACCAGACCAUAGAGGGGCCUGCACUUCUCCCUUGCUCGUGCUGUAUCCGAGGCCUGCUUUGCAGGUCCGUCCCCCCCGCCCCUGCCUGGAGUGGAGCUUGAGGGCUUUCGCAGUGAGCCUCUGUAGUCCUUCCGUUUGCCCAAAGUAGCACUUCAGGCUGCUCCUCUUUGGCAUUCGUAGCUCUUUCCCCCGUCAGCCUCAAAGCUCUAGUAGGGCAGCGCCUGUCCUUAGAAUUCGAGUAAGCAAAGAAGGAAGAUGCUUUGGUGCUGACUGUGCUUAGUCCCGUUAAGUUGGUGUCACCAUAAGGUCAAGGAAAGGGAAUUGUUUAUCUCUUAAAUAAAGGAAGCUGCGUUGUUCCAGCUUCCUGGGAUGUCGUGGAGAUUGGAAUUGUUCCAGACAUGCUUGCUCUGGUGUUGCUCUGGGAGAACACCUUGAUGGAUGAUUAGUACCAUUCAGUGAUGGGCUGUGGGACUAGCAAAGUACUUCCUGAGCCUCCCAAGGAUGUUCAUUUGGAUCUCGUUAAAAAGGUGGAGCCAUAUACUGGUUAUAAAACUGACAUAUAUAAGCACUUCAUCAAGGGUGAUGGAGAUGCCAUCAAAUCUGCUAUCCCUUCUCCUCCUCGUCACACUAACCCACAUGUGGAACAGGCAGAGCCUCGCAAGAACAGAGUGGCAAAGUACCGUGCAAAAUUUGAUCCCAGAGUGACAGCCAAGUAUGAUAUCAAAGCCCUGAUUGGCCGAGGCAGCUUUAGUCGUGUAGUACGGGUGGAGCACAAGGCUACCAAGCAGCCGUAUGCAAUCAAGUUAAUAGAGACUAAGUACCGUGAAGGAAGGGAAGUGUGUGAGUCAGAGCUGUGUGUGUUGCGUCGUGUUCGGCACACCAAUAUCAUCCAGCUCAUUGAAGUGUUUGAGACUCAGGAGCGUGUCUACAUGGUGAUGGAAUUGGCCACUGGAGGGGAGUUGUUUGACCGAAUCAUUGCCAAAGGUUCCUUCACUGAAAGGGAUGCUACCCGAGUGCUGCAAAUGGUGUUGGAUGGAGUUAAAUACUUACAUACAUUGGGCAUAACUCACAGGGACUUAAAGCCAGAGAACUUGCUCUAUUACCACCCAGGCAUGGAUUCUAAAAUAAUGAUCACAGACUUUGGGCUGGCGAGUGCUCGAAAGAAGGGAGACGACUGCUUAAUGAAGACUACCUGUGGGACACCAGAGUAUAUUGCCCCAGAGAUCUUGGUCAGAAAGCCCUACACAAACUCAGUAGACAUGUGGGCACUGGGUGUGAUCUCAUACAUCCUACUAAGUGGGACGAUGCCUUUUGAAGAUGACAACCGCACCCGCUUGUAUCGGCAAAUUCUGAAAGGAAAGUACAGUUACUCAGGGGAGCCAUGGCCCAGCGUGUCCAAUCUUGCUAAGGAUUUCAUUGACCGUCUGCUCACAGUGGAUCCUAGUGACCGGAUGACAGCUCUUCAAGCCUUAAAGCACCCCUGGGUGGUCAGCAUGGCUGCCUCUUCUUCCAUGAAGAACCUGCACCGCUCCAUAUCUCAGAACCUCCUCAAGAGGGCAUCAUCUCGUUGCCAAAGCACCAAGUCAGCCCAGUCCACCCGCUCCAGCCGCUCCACUAAAUCCAAUAAGUCCCGGCGGGUACGGGAGCGGGAACUGCGAGAGCUGAACUUGCGCUACCAGCAGCAGUACAAUGGCUGACAACUCAGCAGGAGGCUGCCUGGCUUGUUCUUUCUUUGUCAUUGGGACAUGUUCUGCACUGUGUUCACUAAGUGAGGGGGCCCCAAGCUCCAGCCCUCUUCUCUCCAAGCCCAACUUCCUAUGUCCAUCUUCCUGCCUUGGGAGAUGGAGCUUUAGGGAUGCUGCUGCCCCUGGGAGCACAUCUCACCUGUGUAGGGUCAGGGGAUUAGAAAAUCCUGCUUCUUGGCCCAGCCCUGGAAAAAAAGUCUACAGUUAGUUGCCUGAAAUACUGGAGCCACGCAGAAGAGUCCUUCCCUAGCCAAGAAUCUUUGCUACUCCUAUUUAUUGACUCCCAAGUUUUAUCUAGCCAGCCUUUGUUGCUACAGGGUCUGGGAGGGGAUGAUUUAGGCCAGGGUAGCUAACAUGGUACCACCCAAACGUUGUAUUACAGCUCGUCAUCUCUGUUGACUGGUCAUGCUGACUGGGGCUUAUGGGAGUUGGAGUCCAGCAAUAACUGAAAGGCACCACAUUGGCUAUUGCUGACUUAGGCUGUUGGUUAAAAUCAGGAUCAUGGAACCCCAUGGGUCCACAGGUGCAGAAGGAGAUUACUGAGUUCCUCUUCUGGCUGCAGCCUUUUGCACUGCACCAGACAUUGCCCCAGAAGUUUUUGUGACAUCAGUUGGGGGUUUUCUGCACCCAAGAGAGGGGGAAGGGGAGCCUAUAAGUCCCAGUGCAUGUGUGGAACACCUUGCACAGCUCUCUGAAUCUUGGGCUAUGCACUUUCACAGUUUCAGUUUUCACUUGGUUUUGCACUUAAAUGGCUGCUUUCCAUCCAUACAGCUGUGAAAUGGGGACCAAAUUCUCCUUUGAUACUUGUUGGAGGAAAUCAGAAUUAGUGCUGCUCCUGUCACUGUCCUGUGUGUUGAAGGCCGGAGAAAUGGUUGUGCCUUAACUACACUAAUUUUGUUGGCUGGGAAUGGCUUUUCCUCCCACUAUUUUGGAGCCUUAUCUUGCUCUCUGUUGUAUCUUUCCACUUAAUGCUGGAAUGAAUUAUAGGAAACCCGGUCAUCAUUCUGACUCAAUCAGUGCUUAGAUGUGUGACUCAGUACUGCAACAUUGCAAGUGACUGAGGAGACAUCAGACAGCUUUCUUCCCUCUUCUGACCUGUACACACACCGGGGGGGGGGUGUCUCUCAUCACAGGGGUGACAUCAAAAGUCUGUUUCUCUCAUUAAAGGCUUGAGUGGGUUCAAACAACUGCUGUGCUUGCCUCUACAGCUGGCACACUGGGGUGCAGGCAAUGCAGCUUAGAAUCAUAAAAUCACAUAGCUUAAAGGGACCCAAAGAUAAUCUACGCUGCAUGCCCCCCCCCCCGGAUUAACCCACUUUCCCUUGGUUUUAGUGUGCUGCAAAUAAAGAGCCAGAGAGCAAAUCAGGUGCUCACACCAGAGCUGCCUCUUGAAUUAAGUAAUAUGAAAAAAAUCUAGACAGCAAGCUUGGUGCUUAUUACAGCAGCAAAUUGCCAGAGUCAGUAGCCAGUCUGAGCAGAGAGACAACGUGUUUCUGUAGGGAUUUUCUGUCUCCAGUUAGACUUUUAUCUAAAAGUGUAGCAAAAUGAUGUAAUGAGGUACCAGAGUCCUGAAAUAAUAGGAUGGCCUGGGGGUGGGAUAAAUUUAUUUGGGAUAUAGGAGCAAGUCUUGUUGUUCUGCCCUUUCAUUCACCCCAGUAGAGAAGGUCAAGAAAAAAGGGCAGCUAUUGGAGUUUCCAACCUUAAAUCAAUAUUUCUCUGUCCUGUUCAUGAUUGGCAUUGUGCCCUCACAUCAGCUGCUCUGUUUCACAGAAACCAGCUACUUCCAGCCUCUGGUGGCACAUCCUGUUUCUGAGAGCAACUCUCUUGUGCUGGUUAAUGUGUCAGGAUACAUUGUCAGACAUCAGCUUAAGGACAUUGCGUCAGUCAUGGUAGGCAGGUGGCCAUAUCAUUUUGGGCAGUUAAAUUUUAUUGACGUCUACAAAGGCACUUCCUGUCCCAAUGAACAGUGACUCAGUGGAGGUGUUAAGAGUAAAGGUGUACGAAGUGUCUGGGAGUGAUACCAUUGCAGUGGGGUAGCCCUUGGGUGCUCCCAAGUGUGCAUUUCCCCAUGACAGAGAGGGAGGGAGUGAUGGUGCUACAGUAGCUGUGAUGUUGAAUCGCUCAUUAGUAAGGAUGUGAGUCUGCCUUGUCCUCACCUUGUUGAGACAUCAGCAUUACAUAGGAAAAGUAAUGUAACACACAGCUUGUGUGCUUAAGAAGCUUUAAUCCACUACAGUGGGAUUGAUUCAUGUCCAUGUGUUCCUGCAGUAGUUCUAGAGGUACAUUAUGCAGAACCAGUUUCUCAGCCCAGGGUGACAUCUAGUGGUCCAACAUACUCUCUCUGUCAGUAACCAGGCUCCUAUUGAUGCUUGGCUUUAUCUCAUACAGUGGUUUCACUUAGGUUACUUUGCAGUUGGAGAUGCACCUGCUAUUUAUGUGUCACCAGUGAGUAUUGCCCACUACUGCUGGCACACUGGUCUUUCCAUUGACUUUUGUGGUGUGCAUGUGACUGCUUCAGGAGACACCCCAGCAUGGGUGGUAGUGGUAAAGGUCUCUGCCUUGUCUCUCUAUUUCCAGUUGUCUAUUCUGGAUAGGACACCAAUUUCAUAGAGGGUUAUUCCUUUAGACUCACUCACACUUUCCCCCACAGUUAUUUCUGUUACGCGAUGGGGAAAUUGCCAAAUGUGAGGUGUCUAUGUUCAACAGCCCUGGCAGUGAGAAAUUUCUGUGUUAAGGAAUUAUUAAGUUUGUAGGUCAAAAGAAAAUGACAACAUGACCUCACUGUUGUUCCGUCCUGGAUUGCAGAACUCCUAGUCCAUGCUUUUGCUUCUCCUGCUCAGAGUUCAUGCCAGUGAACCGGAUUCAUUGUGUGCAUUUGCUUAAAAACAAAAAGCAACAAGAUGGCAACACUUGGGUACUGAAUUGUCUCUAGAUGUUGACGUUGGUCUCUAUCUUAUACCACCCCUUCCCUCCCUGUUGGAACAGUAAAUAUUGUAAAUAUAUUGGAACUUAGCAAUACUGUGUGAAAAACAAACCAACCCAUACAGCAUCUUGGAUCUAGUGGUGCAAAACCCACCUAUCCACUGUGGAAUGGGAUAAGGUCAAUGAUUGCCACUUCAGAGAAUGCCAGCUUCAGAUUAUGUGACGUUUUUGUUGAUAAGAGAGGACUCACCCCAGAGACAUAACUGGGAAUGGCGAUAGGGGUAUCAUGGACAAGAGGCAGCUUCUAACUGGGUUGUGCCAUUUGAAAUGUCUCACGUUUUUGAGCCUGGAGAUUCUUCAUGAUUACUUCCUCCUACUGGUUUCCAAGUACUCCGUGUACAGGAGUUCCCCUUCUGUAUCAGCAGAUUCUUCAUGAUGACUUCCUCCUACUGGUUUCCAAAAUUCCCCUUGCCCCUUUGGAUAGUACCUUGAAGUGUCAUUGUGCCUUAACACCAGCCAGCAGGGAUAAGGAGGUGUAUUCUGCUGGGACAAAGGGCCUUGGGGUAGUUUAAUCAGAAAGGGGACAGGCUAGCAUCUGCUAUAUCUCUUCUCUUGUGUUGGGAAAGUUAGUUUCUGUUGCAAUAAAGGCAGUGCCCCAAUCA
Molecule: messenger RNA, 5352 nt
Organism: Podarcis muralis (Common wall lizard)
Lineage: Eukaryota; Metazoa; Chordata; Lepidosauria; Squamata; Lacertidae
Gene: PSKH1
Product: protein serine kinase H1
Biological process (GO): protein phosphorylation
Molecular function (GO): ATP binding; protein kinase activity
Source: RefSeq, a predicted model, not a curated record